This is a messenger RNA of Salvelinus sp. IW2-2015, 2890 nucleotides long. RefSeq lists its product as uncharacterized. The record is from RefSeq and is a predicted model, not a curated record. Gene Ontology annotation, cellular component: MICOS complex; mitochondrion. Gene Ontology annotation, biological process: inner mitochondrial membrane organization. NCBI's taxonomy places the organism in Eukaryota, Metazoa, Chordata, Actinopteri, Salmoniformes, Salmonidae.
UGUCUGUACGAAAAGGAUGGGAGGCAACAGCAGCCACGUCUCUUAUGAAGACGACCACGUUACUUUUGUGAAGGGCAUUAGGCUGACCGACAAAGUCAUCAAUCGAAUGAGAGAGGAGUGCCAGGCCCAGAAGGUUGUCCAUCCUCGCUCACAGCAGAAUGGCCCUGCUUCCACGGUCUCAACAGAACCUGUGGUCCCUCUGUCCACACCRGCCCCCACAGUCGAUCAUUUGGUCCCCCUUCUGGUCUCCCCUUCCCUGUUUAUCCCCACAGUCCCUCCACCUGUGGUCCUACCCACACCUCYGUCUCCCCCUGUUCAGCCAGUAAAGCUUACUCCUCCACCUCCUGUCACAUUUGUCUCUGCUCCCUGUCCACCUGCGGCCCUACCCACACCUCCCUCUCCACCUAAGGAACCGAUAGUCCGAGCUCCAGYUGUUGAACCUAUUGUUCCACCUCUAGAUACCAAAGUGCUUCCUCAAGGGGCAGAACCCAUACUUCCUCUGGUGCCUUUAGAACCUAUAGUGCCAUCUUUGGCCCCAUCUCCACCAAUAGAAGAACCAGUACCUGUACUCCUAUGUACCCCUACCACCGAGGAACCUGUAGUUCUGCCGACACUGGCUGAAGCUAUUAUCCCACUUGUCCCUAUAGAACCCGCCGUACCACCUAAGCCUGUGAAACCUGUGGUUCUAGCUCCUCCAGCUGUGGAACCAAUUGUGCUGCCUCCAGUGGUUGAAUCUGUUGUCCUACAUCACCCUGUAGAACAGGUAGAUGCACUUACCCCUGACCCUUCACCUGUUGAAGCUUUUGUCCUGCCACCUGUUGUGGUUGAGAAAGUAGCAACACCUACCCUCGUAGAACCGGUAGUCCUGCCACCUGUUGUGGAAUCUGUCACCAUUACGACACCACUUGUUGUUGAAGAGGUUGUCCUACCCACACGUCCACCUGUAGAGCCCCUACCUGUCUCUACUCCUCYGCCUGUUGCAGAUCCUCCACCUCCCCCAGUCCUAGCACCUAUCCCAGAGCCUAUUAUGGAGGAACUUCCUCCAGCACCAUGUCCCUACAUGGAGCUGGCCACCCUGUCUACUGCAUCGGCUGCUAGCAAACCAACUGAUAUCCCUCCCCCUGUAGAAGAGCCCAUAGCUCCCCCUCCUCUCUCUGCCCCGGUAGAACCCAUGGUCAGCAUUCCACCAUUCCCUCUCAUUGAAAACGUGGCUGUUCCAGUCGUGGCUCCUGUUGUGACCCCCACUGUGAUCCCACUGCAACCUCCAUUAGAUGAAGAAGUGCUGAGGAGGCAGAUCCAAGCUGAGCUAACGAAGGGCCUGGAAGAGGAGAUGAAAGUGAAGCGGCAGGAGUUUGAAAAACAGUUGUAUGAGGUGAAGGUCCAGGCCAGAGCCCAGGCGCAGGCUGUAGCCCAGGCCCAGAUCCAGGAGGAGGUUAAGAAAAUCCUGGAUCUGGAGAAGGCAGCGCAGGGAGAGAACCUGAUGGUGGCCCUCGCGAAGGAACGCAUGACCGCAGAGGAUGAGAGACUCAUGGCCCAGCUCUACUGGAUAGAGCUUAAGGCCCACAAACUGGAGGAGAAAGAGAACCAGGUGAAGAAACAAGAUGCACUCUUCAGGGAACAGGUCGCCAAGCUGGAAGAAAAGAGUGCUCAGUUCUUCAAAGUCACCACAGAGAACUUCAAGAAGGGCAGAGAGGACGCUCACAACACCUUCAAGCGUGUUGACAUCAAGCCAGUGUGUGGUGACCUGCAGAGUCAGAUCCUGAAGUGCUACAGGGAGAACACUGGACAGACCCUCACCUGCUCUGGCAUCGCCAACUUGUACAUGCAGUGUGUGGACAACCACAAGACUAAGAGCAUUGGAGGUUAGAAGAGCCUCAUUUUUCACCAAUGGCGUUACUGUUUAACCAGAGGGACAGGAGCCGGACGCCAUCAGCCAUCGAGACACACCAAAACCAGUUGAACUGUUGAACCACCACAGCUGAAGACACUCCUGCUCUACCAUCCCUUCCUCCCAUCCAUGGUAUCUGUAUUAACACCCCCCCCCCCCCCCCCGAGAGGGUCAGAGGUAGAAUGAGGAGACCAUGUCCUGACCCAGUACAGGCUAGAGACUGGUACUGAUGUGAGAGAGCGCGCACAAUAUGGUUCUUGGGUACACAAAUGGACAGUGCUAUUAGCACCACACUGACAGAAAAUGGACAUUGUUACCAUGACUACACUGACAGAAAAUGGACAUUGUUACCAUGACUACACUAUGACAGGAAAUGGACAUUGUUACCAUGACUACACUAUGACAGGAAAUGGACAUUGUUACCAUGACAACACUAUGACAGGAAAUGGACAUUGUUACCAUGAAUACACUAUGACAGGCAAUGGACAUUGUUACCAUGACUACACUAUGACAGGAAAUGCGAGACAUCUCAUCCCUGACUGUAUAUAAAAUGCUUUAUACAUCUCCACCAAUGGAAAUAUUGGGAUUACGGUUUUGCCGUUGACAGCAGUAUGAAACAUAAUGGAAUAGCCAAGUUGUGAAAGAUAUUGUGCAUUGUUUGUUUGUUGAGUUAAUAUGCACCUAUGCCUUAAUGUUCUAUCAAAACACAAAUGUUGCCUAUGCAAAACAAAUAAUGUAAUUUUCAUCUUUAUUGUUAUAAAAUACAAACACAUAUGGGGGUGGGAACUGACUGUGUGUCCCAAAUGACAUCCUAUUCCCUAUGAAGUGCACUACGACCAAGUGUGAGGUCUGGCUAAAACUAGUGCAAAAGUAGUGCAUAGUGUGUAAUUUGGGCCAGACCUCACACUUGGUCGCCACAGACCAAGACAAAUUUGUCACUUUGUUCACGGAGGGUGUAAACGGGAGUUGUUCUGAUCUCAAUAAAUUGUUGUGAAACACCCA